Molecule: messenger RNA, 2807 nt
Organism: Alosa sapidissima (American shad)
Lineage: Eukaryota; Metazoa; Chordata; Actinopteri; Clupeiformes; Clupeidae
Exons: 7
Coding region: 512-1582 (356 amino acids)
Biological process (GO): regulation of apoptotic process
Source: RefSeq, a predicted model, not a curated record
CAUCUGAAGAAGAAAGUCAGUGUCUUGAACCUCAAGAGAGUGAUGGUCCAUUCAAAAUCAAGACUAAUGACUGUGAUGAAGAUGGUGGUGGUGGUGGUGAUGAUGGUGAUGGUAAAUCCAGCGCAGAGACAGGUAUAAUCUCAACAACUAUUCUGCAUCUAUCCACAAUCAUGACCAAGUAAUGAGGCCAGUGUACAUGAUGACAAAUUGAGUUACACCCAGAUUGUAAUACAUUCCCUUAUAGAGUGUUUUGAAGGAAUUUCUGGUGAAAAAGAUGUUGAAAGCAUUAGUGACAAAUGUGCUGUACCAGAGGUAAUCAUUUUAUAGUCUUUCACAACCUAUGUAAUGAGUAAUUUACAUAUGUUUGUAUAUUUAAUCUUACUGAUUUACCAAAAUCUUGAUUCAGGUAUUCACACCAGAAUGCUGUCCAUACAAUGAGAGGAGAUCGUACAGGUUCACUUGCUCCUCAGAGGGUCUGUUUCAGUGCCGGUACACAGGAUUGGUGUUCAAGAUGGAGACGGCGGGUGAAGUUCAGUACCGAACAGAGCCAUGGAACUGUGUACAGCUAGUCGAUGGCUAUGUACCAGCAGGACCCCUGUUUGAUAUCAAAUGUCCACAAGGCACUCUGUCAAAGUUACACUUCCCACACUGUGAGGUGUUUUCUGGGAAAGGACGCAAGCACUUGUCCGUAAUCCACAUCAGUGACUCUGAUGAAUCUGAAACACUUGAUCCUUAUGAGACAACAGACUCCUAUGUGGUUAUAAAUAUCAGGGGAUGCUCUAAAUAUGCUGCGACAAAGAAACAGCCCAAGAAGAAAUACUCCCCUAUCCACGGACUUGUGUUGCUGUUCCUUCACCAGUCUACACUGAAUGUUUUACUGUUGCCGAAAAAUGUUGAUAUCUCUGAGGUUUGUGAGAAGAGAAAGAAAAUGAAGGAGCCUGGGGAAGAGAUGUACAUUGAGACCACUCCAAACUGUAAACUUAUCCCGGAAACAACGUACUGCCUCUCAUCUGAUCCAGAUGGGGAACAUGAAGUGACUCCUUUGAGUGCUGAGUUUGUUGACUAUGAGAACUAUACAAACUACUGUCCAACAUUCCAAGUGUUAUUAUCCAAGCUUGCCCAGGUGAAGUUGAAUCUGACAGAAAAAAGCACAAAUGAGUCUGUGUGGUGUAGUGUGAUUCCAGCCAACCAGAUAGGUGGAAGUCCAUCAACGUCGUCUUCUCCCUCAAGUCCCUACACCCCGCCAGGUCAGGACUUCUUCCACAGACACAAAGCAGAACUGGAGACUCGUCUAGGGCUCCUGAGGCCCAUCCUCUCUGGGCUGGAGAAAUGUAGAGUUCUUAACCCCCAGGAGAGAGAGGAGGUGGAGAACAAGGACGGAUCCAUGCGGAACCGCACUCUGUUGCUCAUGCUGGAGAAGAAAGGAGGUCCAGCACAGGAGGAGUUCUACAGGGUUCUACUGGAAUGUGAUGAGUACCUGGUGAAACACCUUAAAAGACCUCAUGAUUAUGGGACAUCUGAACAUCCUAGUUUGUCGAGGAGGGACUUAAACAAAUCUACACAAGAGGAAGUAGCAUAUUGAUGAUGCUAUUGGUGUACACGUACAGACUCUUUCUUUUAACUGUUACAGCCAGGCUACACCAGGUGCACACAGUGUUUCUAUCCAAGGAGCGUAUGCUUAAAAAAUUAGAUUCCACUAUAAAUAAUGGAACUGGCUACACCAGAUGCAUGAGUGCUACGCACCUACAAGAAAUUAGACCCGUUUUCUAAAACUUUCUGUACACUCCGUGGAUGGAACAAUGGAACAAAUGACCUGGAGCGGAACAGAUGUGUUGACUUGCUCAGUUCAUCCGACAAAUAAGUUGUUAAAAAAAUGGGCUGUCAAUAAUAACAUUUGUAAUCUUUUGGACUUUGUCUUCAUAUAGGGUCUAUUAUAUGCAUUUAACAUGUUGACUACUGUACAAUGGAUAAGGCCACUUCUGACUUUCAACCUCUAACAAUAAACUCAGGAUUCACUAGGCUGUUAAAUGGGAACCAGCUGUUAGGCCUACAGUAGCUGUAUGGUAAGAGAUACCUGCACUAGGAUUUUAGCUCACUUGUUAGCAUGCUAGCUUUCCAAUCCAAGGUGCUAUCAGUUGUGGUUACAUACAUCUGAAAUGCAGCUCAACAGGUACUGCUGAUGAAUGUGAAGCAUAAAUGUAGAUAUGUAUAUUGAUUCUCAUUCAGUGCUGUUUUAUUGGUUUGCAGUAAAGGCUGUGGUUCUUGUGCAGAGACCUCAGAUGCAUUGAUGGUGGUUUAAAUAGGGCCAUCAGGGACCAGUUUCAGAAGCGUCCUACAGCAGACUGAACGCUGUACCUCACGACUGAAUGAAGAUGAAAAUACACAUUUUGCAUACAUGAACAAAACUAGAAAUUGUUCUAUUUUUGUAUUGGCUUCCUGUAUGUGUAUUUAAUAUGUAACUUCUGGGAAACUUGAGGAGAUGAUUGUGGCGUUUACUUAUUGACUUACACAUAUGUGUACUAUGCAUGUUUUUGCACUUUUACCACAUGCAUAACUGUACAAUAUGUUUAUUAAUUUCAGUUGGAAUUGUCAGCUAAAUGACUAAAUGCAUAUUUAUCCUCAAUCCUUUAAAAAGGAAAAAGUAUUUUAUUUGUUGUGUUAUUGGACACAGUAUCAGUGUCUAAUGGUUGUGCUGAGAUCUCAGAUUAGUUCUGUGCAGUGAUUUACUGUAUGUAGGGCCAUCCGGGACCAGAUUACUAAACGUUUUUUCACAGUGGAACGAGAGCUGUGUCAUCUGAAAUCUAAAA